GCUAAUAAAAUAUUAGUUAACAUUUGACAUUAGUGAAAACAAUUAAAUAUAGCGUAUACGAGAUCUAUGAUACCGACUUAUAUAUAGGUUAUAAAGUCUUGAAUGAUGAUGAAGGCGAUGCAGGAGCAGGCUGUGGCUGUAACCGCGGUCUUUUGGGACAUCAUGAAGUGUCCGGUUCCCCCUGGCUAUGAUGCUCGUCAGGUCGGUCCGUGUAUUAAACGGUGUAUAGAGAAUUUAGGCUACUCUGGUCCUAUCACCAUCUUUGCCGUUGGCGUACUAACAAACAUCCCUGAUGACGUCCUGCGAGCGGUCUCUUCCACUGGAAUCGUUCUUAAUCACGUCGGCCUCGAUAAGGACUUUAUGUCGCAAGUGGCUUGGUGGACCGUUAAGAAUCAACCUCCAGCUAAUCUAAUGGUCAUAUCCGAUCUGAAACUACUGUCUAGAUAUCUUGGCACGCUACAAUUUGAGCUAGGAUUCAACGUUCUUAUGCCGUUUCCAUCUGGAGCCGUUCACAGUGAUGUCAAGUGCCUCUUGAAAUGCUUUCUUCCGGAAGGUGCAGAUUCAGGGGCACUUGAGGAGGAUAAGUGCCCUGAGACGGGUGAAUCUGCAGCCUCCUGGUUUUGCAAUGUAUGCCUCAGCAAACGGGGCGCUCUUGCUGGCCAAGGCUUUGAAAAUCUCACCACGCAUCUCUCUAGUCAAGAACAUGCACAGCGGGUUCAGGGCCGGUUGCCUCGUAAGAUUCGGCUUCUACCCGUACCACCUGAGGAGGCCGAAUUUGAGGCUGUCUUUGAUUGUCCUCCUUGGUGUAAUUCUACUACCGCGGUGGUGGCGGACACAUUCCCUCCCCAGAAAGUUCGGUUUCUAGGCUUAUCACAUCUGCUUCCUGAGGAUGGCCAGGAUCGUCUUGCAGACGCAGCUGAUACCCCCCUUUAUUCCCAUCCGGGGAAUGCUACUCCUACCAUGGAACAAGCGGGGAGGAGAUUGAAGCUGAACUGGCUCCUCCCCUUGAUUCUCACCCGGGGAAUUCUACUACCAUGAGUCAUUGCCAUGAAUGGAAACAUCGGAGGAAAGGUUCCGAUUGGGGAAUGUAAGGCGACUGUAUACAUGUCCGGUUACUUACCAGGAGCUGCGCCGGAGAAAUCCCCAAUUCUCUCUCCUGUUCCUGUGCGUUUACCGGCGGCUGUCCACGGGGGAGAUUCGUGGAAAGAUGUAUGUGGCGGCGGUUGUGGAUUCGCUAUGGCUAUUUCAGAGAAGGGGAAGCUUAUAACUUGGGGAUCUACUGAUGAUGAAGGACAGAGCUAUGUGGCUUCUGGAAAGCAUGGGGAAACUCCAGAGCUGUUUCCUCUUCCCACGGAGGCUCCAGUCGUUCAGGCUUCUGCAGGAUGGGCACAUUGUGCUGUUGUAACAGAGGCUGGUGAAGCAUUUACGUGGGGUUGGAAGGAGUGCAUUCCAUCAAAGGAUCCUGUUGGAAAGCAGCAGAGUGGCUCAAGUGAGCAAGUGAGUCAACCAUCACAAGGAUCAAAUGCAGCUAGUGGUAUGACACUACCGAAUGAGAACCGAAAGGUGGGGGAGGUAUCAGUCAAGCGGAGACGGGUUUCAACUGCCAAAGAUGAAACCGAAGGCCAUACAUCUGGAGGCGACUUCUUUGCUACAACACCUUCACUUGUGAGUGUUGGCCUUGGAGUGAGGAUCACCAGUGUUGCUACUGGUGGUCGGCAUACUCUGGCAUUGUCAGAUAUAGGACAGAUUUGGGGUUGGGGAUAUGGAGGCGAAGGUCAACUAGGAUUGGGUUCCCGGAUUAAAAUGGUGUCGUCUCCUCAUUUAAUACCUUGCCUUGAAUCAAUUGGAUCCGGAAAAGAAAGAUCUUUCAUAUUACAUCAAGGAGGAACAACAACCACGUCUACUCAAGUUUCAAGAGAACCUGGUCGGUUCAUCAAGGCCAUUUCUUGUGGAGGUCGUCAUAGCGCGGCAAUUACAGAUGCUGGAGGGUUAAUAACUUUUGGCUGGGGACUCUAUGGACAGUGUGGCCACGGAAACACAAAUGACCAGUUAAGGCCCAUGGCUGUGUCAUCAGUGAAGAGUGUUCGGAUGGAAAGCGUAGCAGCUGGAUUGUGGCACACUCUUUGCAUCUCUAGUGAUGGUAAAGUGUAUGCCUUUGGUGGAAACCAAUUUGGGCAACUGGGAACUGGCACUGAUCAUGCUGAGAUAUUACCGAGGUUGCUAGAUGGCCAGAAUUUGGAGGGCAAAUAUGCGAAAGCAGUUAGUUGUGGCGCGCGGCAUAGCGCUGUUUUGGCAGUUGUUUUAACGAGAAGAAACUAAAGAGCCCUAGCUUGUGAGAUGCUGCAACCUGUCUUCAGAAGAUGGUCAGUUGCUAUGCUGGGGAUGGAACAAAUAUGGACAGCUGGGUUUAGGGGACACGAAUGACCGGAGCAUUCCUACACAAGUCCAGCUCGAUGGCUGCAGACUGAGAAAAGUGGCGUGUGGAUGGUGGCAUACAUUACUACUAGCAGAUUCACCCACUUGAGUUUUCCCAACCAAUCACCAAAUCCUCGAUAGACAUUUCUGGGUUUUUUUUAGCCUUACGAAAGAGAUUGCCUCUAGGUUUGACGCUGUACAUACAGACAGGCUUUUUGCUGUGUAUGUAUUUUCUUCUUCAAUCUUUCCCCGUCUUCAUGUUUUUUCUUAGGGAGAGAGCUUUGACUUUGUAGUUUGUAUUGUGUAACGUGGGGAAAUUGCGGAACAAAGAAUAAAACGGUUUGUUACGA
This is a messenger RNA of Arabidopsis arenosa, 2765 nucleotides long. NCBI's taxonomy places the organism in Eukaryota, Viridiplantae, Streptophyta, Magnoliopsida, Brassicales, Brassicaceae. The record is from the annotation of a GenBank genome assembly.